AAUACUGAGUUAAUAUUCGGAGAAGAUACCCGGAGUACCCACGUGCUCCCAUACAGUAAAAAAAGUAAUUGAAAAAAGACUGAAGAUGCCAAAAGAGAGAAGAGAGAGAUCAGGGCGGGUAGAGAGGGUUCAAAAAUGCCAGCAAGGAAUCAUGUUUGAAAAAGGAAAAGGACAACAUAUACUUAAAAACCCAUUAAUCAUCUCAUCUAUCGUUGAAAAGGCUGGCCUCAAUCCAUCAGAUACUGUUCUAGAAGUUGGUCCUGGAACGGGAAACAUGACCGUUAAGCUACUCGAUGCCGCUAAGAAAGUUAUUGCUUGUGAAGUUGAUACUAGAUUAGUUGCAGAGCUACAGAAAAGAGUGCAAGGAACUCCUCAGGCUAGUAAACUACAGGUGUUAGUUGGUGAUGUAUUAUCAAGAGACCUUCCAUUCUUCUCAGUCUGUGUUGCGAAUCUUCCUUAUCAAAUUUCUUCUCCGUUUGUUUUCAAGUUGUUACUCCAUCGUCCUUUAUUCAGAUGCGCAGUCUUGAUGUUUCAGCAGGAAUUUGCUCAGCGACUAGUAGCAAAACCAUCGGAUAAAUUAUACUGUAGAUUGUCGGUAAAUGUUCAGCUAUUGGCACGAGUGACUCAUUUGAUGAAGGUAGGGAAGAAUAAUUUCAAGCCUCCACCUCAAGUUGAAUCUUCUGUCGUCCGCAUAGAGCCUUUUAACCCGCCCCCACCAAUUAAUUACCAAGAGUGGGAUGGCUUAAUUCAGAUUGCUUUCCAAAGAAAAAACAGAAGUUUAUCAGCGACUUUUAAAAACAAGAAAGUUUUAGAGUUACUUAAUAAAAAUUAUCACAUCCAUGCUUCCUUGCAUUCUAAAGUGGUACCAGAUGACUUUAACAUCAAGUCUCACAUAUCAUCAAUACUUGAUGAGAGUGGUUUUUCCAGUAAAAGACCUAGGACCAUGUCAAUAGACGACUUCUUAGAAUUACUAGAACUUCUAAAUAGAAAUGGAUGUCACUUUUGUGGCUAAUUGGAUCAGGGCUGGCAUGCAGCAGUUAAACAUCCAUAAUGUGUUUUUUGCACUACUUAGCUCUUGUGGUACUUCUGGUCAAAGAUGUUGCAAUGGUUUGUUGGCUGCUGCUUACUGCAUCUUUUGGUAAUAACAAUUUAUUUUUAAAUUAUCAUUUUCGAAAUAAAUAAAUAAAUUAAUGUGAAUAAAUAAUAGAUAGGUUUUAAAGUGUUAUAAAUGAAUGAAAUGAAUAUAGAUAGGGCGGAUUUGUAAUUUGAAUAGAAUGUAGAGUGUAUGAAUUUUAAUAGAAUUUACUAAGAGUUGUAGCUAACCACAAGUGUUAUGAUGUGCCAUUCGAAAUCGAUGAUAAUGUCUCUAGCCUUUUAAUUCAAUGCAAUCAAGCUGUCGAGCUGUGAGUAGUAGUCAGGAUUGCUGGUGGGGAAAUGAGCCUCAAACCAUUCUCUCUCAGUGACACCAUUAGGUGACUGACAGUUGCAGUUGUUCUUGUAAUUGUGAAGGGUCUUCUUUGCAUAUCCCAUUAGGUUCUUGAGGUAGUAAUGGGCAUUAUAGAACAGGUUGUCGCAGGUGAUGUCAGCAGGUUGAAUGAGAGCUGGGAUGCUGCAGUCAGAGCUGCAGUUGCAUGCUUUGUCUUGCAGAACAUUGAGGUAGCUCUGCUCAACAGCAUCAAGGAGUGUCUGUGUAGUUGAGAGAAGAAGGAGGUCGCUUUCAUCCGAUACAGUGCUCUUGAUUGUUGCCAAAUAGUUAUUGAAGGAAGUGAAUAAAUUGUACCAGCCUGCAAUGUGAGAUAGAGUGAUGUCUGGGGAUGCAGUCUGCAUGAUUUCUAUUAAGAAAGACCUGUAAUUGAGUGGUAGAGUGCAGAGUUCUGUCCUCCUUGGUACUUGUCCGAGAUAUUUGUCCAAAACGUAAUGGGCAGAUUGUAUACCUUGCAAAUCUGUGUCGGUGGUUGCUGAAAGGGUGCAGUCAAUGCUAGUGAUUAUAGUUGAAUUAUUAGUGUCGUUUGAGCUAGAGUUAGUACUGCUGUCUUGUGAUGUGACUGGUAGCGACAGAGUGCCUUGCAAGAGGAAUAAGAUUGAAAAGAGUACUAGAGCAAUGGUGUUUAGUAGUGAAGACAUUUUAUGGUGAUUUAUCUUGAUUGCAGUCAGUGAUGUCUUUGUAAAUUUAAAACUUGUUGAGUUGUUACUAGGUGUUUUGCUUGCUUGGCUGAGUGAUGAUGGUCCUCUCACUUUUUCUCUCCAUUUAUAUCAAACCUCUGCCUCAGUAUCUAUGUGUAGUCCACACUUGCUUCCUUGUCCAUUUCCAAGGAUUCUUCGGAAGUGGCAAAGACUAUGUCAACUGGCCGCACUUGUCAUCCAUUUAGUAUUUAAAUGGUCUCCGAUGAAAGUUUGCUCCCUGCUGGGGAAACUAUGGCCGGUUCGGGGCUUGUAAGUGUCGCUCUAACAUCCAUAGUUAAAGGUUCAAGACAUUUGAGAAGCAUCUUGAUGACGUGAAGAGAUUGGUGAUCAUGAAGAUGGCGUUUGAAAGAGAGAGAGAGAAGAGCCUUUCCAGAAGAGUGCUAGCCAUGGCUCAAUGUGGAGUCUUCUCAGUUCCUACGAACUACAAGGACAACAACAUAGAUAUUACAGCAGACAUGCUGUUCGCUACAGUGAGUUGGAUUGGGCCUAGACCAAGGAUACUAUCUAUGCCCAGACCAACCAUUUCCCUGACCUCGAAACAGAAAAGCCCACUCCAAAAAUACUCCAUGAUUGUGUUUCUUUUCUGGCUGUACCUGGAAAAGGGGAUUACCCUCAAAUCGAGCCUGUCAUGUAAAAUGUAUGCAGAGUUUUGCAUAACAGUGCAGUGGCUAAUGAUCCGUGGACACUGUCAAAUAAAGUAUUGACUAUUUGGUUGCUAUGAUCACAUACUGUGUAUAGGUUUGGUUCUUCUCAUUCCCAUAAUUCCAGUAAACAUCUUGUUUACUGAAAUUAUGGGAAUGAGAUGAGACCAUCAAAAUGUCCCAAAAGAACAAAGGAAAA
Messenger RNA from Amphimedon queenslandica, 3024 nucleotides. Its product is annotated as probable dimethyladenosine transferase. Bases 86 to 1012 code for a protein of 308 amino acids. NCBI's taxonomy places the organism in Eukaryota, Metazoa, Porifera, Demospongiae, Haplosclerida, Niphatidae. Gene Ontology annotation, cellular component: nucleolus. The transcript has 13 exons. Gene Ontology annotation, molecular function: rRNA (adenine-N6,N6-)-dimethyltransferase activity. The record is from RefSeq and is a predicted model, not a curated record. Gene Ontology annotation, biological process: rRNA methylation.